Molecule: messenger RNA, 3606 nt
Organism: Planococcus citri (citrus mealybug)
Lineage: Eukaryota; Metazoa; Arthropoda; Insecta; Hemiptera; Pseudococcidae
Product: anoctamin-2-like
Exons: 16
Coding region: 664-3210 (848 amino acids)
Biological process (GO): chloride transmembrane transport
Cellular component (GO): plasma membrane
Molecular function (GO): protein dimerization activity; chloride channel activity
Source: RefSeq, a predicted model, not a curated record
ACCAGUAGGUCUAAGUACUGUCUACUUUUCUAUUUAUAAGUAUCUUACGAUAUCGCGAAGGGAAAAAAAUUCCACAUUUGUAAUAAUAAAAUGUACAUACACAAAAAAAUUGGCGCUAUAACACGAAAUAAUGUUUACCAUGUGUACGAUAAUAAUUAAUAUCAUGCUUCGUACGAUGUUACAUAAAAGAUGAAGAAAAGAAACACAUCGGCCGCGAAGUUAAUUCUGCCUUCUUCUUCGCUAAACUAAAAUUAUAGGCUAAUUUAAUUUCAAAUUAAAUCCGUAGUGUAGAUCUUAUAAGCAUAAAGUACACGCGUACAAUGUUGUAUGUGUAGGUAUUUAUUUGCAGUGAAUGUAAUGUUUACUUUAAGAUUUUCACUUAUUAAUUAUUACAUACAUUCAGAAUUAACACAGGUAAGCGUUUUACUCUUAACUUUGUUUGUUUAUGCUAAAUUUAUUAAUUUUUUGAUAAGAAAAACCAUAAGUUAACAAACUAAUUUUUUUCUAAAAUAUGUUACUGUUGUGAAUCCGUUUUCGUAUCAAGGAAAUCAUUCGAUGAGUCAUCACUCUUCUUCUGUCUAACACGGUCUAACGUCGUCGGCGUCGUUUUUAAAAACCGGUUCUAAAUCGAUGAUUUUGGCAUAACGCAGGGAUGCCCUCAACAUGACGGAAUUCAAAGUACUACGUGAUUAUAACGAAUCGGAACGCGAUGAAACGUCAAGGGAUUCGCAAAAUCCGGUUGAUUUUGUAUUGGUUUACGGCGGUCCUUCUAAAAAAGUACAGCAUUAUUUAGUCGAAGAAAAAAAUAAAGAAGAAAUUAGAUCUAUUUUUGAAAAAUGCCUAAAAGAGGAAGGGCUAGAAAUCGAAAAAGAUACCACUGGAAGUUUAGUAUUUGUAAAAAUAUCUGUACCUCGUCACGUACUGGCAAAAAAUUGCGAAACGCUUAAACUAAAAAUGCCAUUGAAAAAGAUUGAAGCCAAUAAGCUUGAAAGAACUGAAACCCGUGAAAAGUUCGAUUUGAUCGAUAAGAUGAAAACCUUCGGCAGAAAAACCAUCCGAGCUUUUGUUACAAUCGAUCCUAAGAAAUGUUACGAAGAAAAAAAUAUUUUAUACGCCGAAUACAGCAGAGAUAAGAGCUACUUAUUCGAUGAACAUGAUUCAAAUUUUUUCGAUUACUCGGUUCGAGUCAUCGUAAUUACUCAUAUUUUGGAAAAAAUACCUUGGGGUGAAGAUGCCAAUGAUUCGUGUCGAAUCGGAAUCGAAUCUUUAAUUAAAGAAGACGUGUACGAAGCAGCUUAUCCUCUGCAUGAUGGAGGUUAUACUCAAGAAGGCUCAUUACGUAAUCAUCUACGAGUUGAAUGGGCCAACGCAAAAUCUUGGAUCAAAUUACAACCAAUCGACGAUAUAAAAGAUUAUUUAGGAGUGAAAUCAGCUUUUUAUUUCGCAUGGCUCGGCUUUUACACUCGACUACUUAUUCCUGCCUCAAUUUUAGGUUUAAUCGUGUUUUUUUAUGGAAUUUUGACCAUAAAUGGUGACAUUUUAAGUAAUGGCAUCUGUGACAAAACUAAUAAUAUCACAAUGUGCCCACUUUGCGAUAACAAUUGUGAUUAUUGGAAAUUAUCAGAAACGUGCGGACAAGCUCAAAUUACUCAUAUGUUUGAUAAUACCUUAACCAUAGUGUUUGCUCUUGUGAUGUCAGUUUGGGCUACCUUAUUUUUGGAAUCAUGGAAACGACAUGCUGCGGUACUAUCUCAUCGUUGGGGAUUAACAGAUUACUCCACCCAAGCAGAGCACCCUCGACCGCAAUAUUCUGCGAAAUUAGCAGGAUCUAAGAAGAAAAUUAACGAAGCUACAGGCCAACCCGAAGUAGAAUUAUCAUUUUGGUCUGAAAAACUACCAUCAGUUGUAUUCAGUUACACAAUAAUCUUAUUUUUUAUUUCCGUCGUUAUCGGAGCCGUAUUCAGUAUUGUAUUGUACAGAAUGUGGAUGAUGCAAGCAAAUUCUGGCUUCGAUCGUGAUAAAUCGCAUGUAAGACUAAGAGUGAUCAUUUCAACAACUGCUGCCACCAUGAAUUUAAUUUCUAUUAUGAUUCUAAACAAGGUUUACUACAGAGUAGCUAUUUACUUGACCAAUUUGGAAUUGCCAAGAACCCAAACAGAUUUCGAGAAUUCUUUAUCAAUCAAGAUGUAUAUUUUCCAAUUUGUCAACUACUAUUCGGCUUUGAUGUACAUCGUACUGCUGAAAGGCAAAUUCGUCGGAUAUCCCAAGAAGUAUAAUCGUAUUUUUGGAUUCAGACAAGAAGAAUGCAGUCUAGGAGGAUGUCUGAUCGAAAUGAUUAUUCAAUUGGUUACAAUUAUGGUAGGCCAACAAAUCCUCGGCACUAUUCUAGAAAUCCUGACACCAAUAAUUUGGAAACAAGUUAAUCAAAAUUCGUUGCGGAAAAGUUUCAAAAACGAAAAAAGAGAAUCGAUUUCCAGUAGUAAAAAGCAAUGGAUCAAAGAUUACAAAUUACUGGAUUGGAAAACCGAAGGAUUGUUUUGGGAAUAUUUAGAAAUGGUCAUACAAUUCGGUUUCGUUACGUUGUUUGCGGCUGCUUUUCCACUGGCUCCAAUAUUCGCUCUAUUGAAUAAUAUUUUCGAGCUUAGAUUAGACGCUAGGAAAAUUCUCAAAUACUAUAAACGUCCUGUACCUCACAGAGUACCAAAUAUAGGAGCAUGGUACAGAAUACUAGACGUCGUUGGUAAAAUUGCCGUAGUAUCGAAUGCUACUAUAAUAGCUUUUUCAUCGAAUUUCAUUCCUAAACUGGUGUACUGGUACUUUCGAGAACACGAUGAACUAGGAUCAUUUUUGGAGUUCUGUUUAUCAUCGUUUAAUACUACUGAUUUUGACGAAACCGUUGCUCCUGUUUCUCCAUCGUCGGCGAAUGUAUCAAUAUGCCGUUAUUAUGGCUAUAGAGCAGAUCCCCUUAAACUGAACAAAUACAAAAGAACGCAAAUGCAUUGGAAAAUUAUGGUCAUGAGACUUUUAUUCAUUCUUAUAUUUCAAAACAUAGUGUUCAUCGUUAAAACAGCCUUACAAUGGUUGAUACCGGACAUUCCGCAAAAAUUAUCCGAUCGAAUAAAACUAGAAAAUCGUUUAGUUACCGAAUUAAUGGCAACCGGUAAAACAAAAGUGAACGAUGAAAGUAGCGGGAGACGUGGUAAAAAAUAAUGCAAUUGUGAUUUGAAUAUACUUGCAGAUUUAUGACUUAUGAGAAAAGCUGUUUGUAAAGCUAGAUGUACGUAGGUGUUAUUUUACAUAAUUUAUAAAAACCAUUUGAUAGGAUCGAGCUUUUAAUGAAUUUUGUUUUUAAUCGAGAGGGUAUUUGCAAGUAGGUAUUCGAAAUGAAACUGAAACUUUGAAUGUAUCUUAUUUUUUUACAAUGCGUUUAUUUAUAAGUUUCAUCGGGUAUAUUCACUUAUUUAGUUUUAUGUUGGAUACUCAAUUGUAAUUUUAUCGAGAAAAUCUCUCAGGAAUUUUUUUAUACUGCAAAAUAUUGCUAAAACUUUGUAAACUUCGAUCGAAUUAUAAAACGUGAUAUCAAUAUAUGUAAUGUUAUGCAUAUAA